Molecule: messenger RNA, 1069 nt
Organism: Canis lupus familiaris (dog)
Lineage: Eukaryota; Metazoa; Chordata; Mammalia; Carnivora; Canidae
Product: dnaJ homolog subfamily C member 21-like
Exons: 2
Coding region: 1-753 (250 amino acids)
Cellular component (GO): cytoplasm
Source: RefSeq, a predicted model, not a curated record
AUGCAACAGCAACUUAGCAGCAAACUGGAUCUGUGCUCGUUCCACCCAGAAAAUGAGCUUUCCUAUGAUCAAAUGCCAAAGGCUGGCACUAAAAAUGGACUCCUUCAUCAAUAUGAAUAUUCUCCAGGACCAGCGCUAGGAGGUGGUCUGGAUUCUGAACCUUACAACUACAUCAUGGUUGCUUUGUUAAAACAACAGUUGGAGGAGGAGGAAGAAAAUUUUUCAGGACCUCAAACUGAUGAAAAUCCAUUGAAUGCCAAUUCUGAGGAAGAAAUAGAAGAUGCACCAAAACAAAAGCUUUUUAAAAAGCAGAAGAAAAAGAAACAGAAACCAGCACAGAAUUAUGAUGAUAAUUUUAAUGAAAAUGGAACUGAAGAAGGAGUAAAGGUUGAAUCAGAAGAUACCAAUUUAAAUGAAGACUGUGCCAAAGAACUGGAAGGUAGUCCCCAAGCAAAUAGCAGUGUCACAGAGACUGUCCAACUCUGUGAUGAUCCAAAAAGUGAAGCUAAGAAUGCUCCUAAACCCAAAGGAAAGAAAGCCAAAGAUACGAAAAAAUCUGUUAAAGUACCUGCUGAACCACAGACAGUGAGUGAUGUUCUUAUCAGCUGUACAACCUGCCAUUGUGAAUUUCCAUCCCGGAAUAAACUUUUUGACCAUCUGAAAGCCACAGGCCAUGCAAGAGCACCUUCAUCAUAUUCUUUAGGCAGCGUAACAAGUAGUGGAAGCAAGAAAGAGAAACGUAAAAACAGAUAGAAAUUCUGCCAACACUUUUUCUCUUUGAUUGUCUCUAGAUUUUGAAACCAAAAACUGAACUGAAAUCAUCUAAAGAGUUAAAAUUUCAGUGAUCUGCAAUUUAUUGCAUUGUGGAAGAUUAUUUUUUAUCUUGUAAAAACAUUUUUUUGUUUAAUAUAUAUUUUUUAAACAUUUCAUUAGUGAUUGAAUUCUACUUUGCCAUCUGAAUUGACUUGAAUGUCUCAAAACAGGUAAAUGCUGUAAAAGUACGCAUUCUUGAUUUCUGUUGGCUCACGUGGACAGAAAUGUACAGGGAGAAUUAAAUUAUUUUAACACA